AUGCCACCAAGAGAGAUCAAGAAGAGACAGACUAGAAGAAAGAAGGACCCUAAUGCUCCAAAGCGGGCUUUGUCAGCGUACAUGUUCUUCGCAAACGAGAACAGGGACAUCGUCAGGUCAGAGAACCCGGAUGUGACGUUCGGGCAGAUCGGUAGACUGCUCGGUGAGAGGUGGAAGGCGCUGGACGGUGAAGGUAGAGAGCCUUACGAGGCGAAAGCCGCCGCGGACAAGAAAAGGUACGAGUCCGAGAAGGAACUGUACCUUGCCACAAAAGCAUAA
This is a messenger RNA of Huiozyma naganishii CBS 8797, 279 nucleotides long. RefSeq names its product high-mobility group nucleosome-binding protein (gene NHP6B). The record is from RefSeq and is a predicted model, not a curated record. Lineage: Eukaryota; Fungi; Ascomycota; Saccharomycetes; Saccharomycetales; Saccharomycetaceae. The coding region runs from base 1 to 279 and encodes 92 amino acids. The transcript has a single exon.